Messenger RNA from Leptomonas pyrrhocoris, 1475 nucleotides. RefSeq lists its product as hypothetical. The transcript has a single exon. NCBI's taxonomy places the organism in Eukaryota, Euglenozoa, Kinetoplastea, Trypanosomatida, Trypanosomatidae. Bases 84 to 1475 code for a protein of 463 amino acids. The record is from RefSeq and is a predicted model, not a curated record.
AGCUUCUCGUAUCGCAGCCACAGCACUCAGCUCACAGCCCAGCAUUUCCAGCGUCCAUUUCAAUUCUAUCCUUCCCCGAGACAAUGUUCACACCUUAUCCCAUACAGCAGAGGUCGGCGAAUGGCAUGCCAGCGACGCUCGUGUACCCUCAGACUUACUACACGAACGCCAGUCUUCCGUACCCCGUUCAGGGCUACGGAGGGGUGUUCGGCACGUACGGCAACGCACCAGUAAUGGUUGCAGGUACAGGAAAAACAACGCAACCGGUCAGUAUGUACGCUGGUCACUCUGUCACACCAAUGUACUUUGUCAUGGAACCGAAUGCGAGUGCUUCCGUGCCCGCCACGUUGCCGACGCACGCCGUCAGUGCCGCCGCCACCCCCGCCAAAACUGUCUGUUGCGCCGCCCUCGAUGCAUCGAGCACGAGCUCCGACAUGAAGCUGUCUCACUCCGGCAGCUGGAACUCACUGUCCACUCAAUCGUGCAGCUGGGGUGGCGAGAGCGCCUCUCAGCUCAGCAGCGGUCUUUCAGCCAGCUCCGUCCGCACACGCCCGCAGCACGACGUGGGCAUCUGGGGUUUCGCACUGGUGGACCAACUGCACCCGUCCCUCCAGCGGAUUCCCGUCCCGCCGUCGUGCGUGUGUGAGCCAACCGUGGGUAUCAGCCUCUACGACAACGACGUGGUCGCGAGCAGCACACGCCGCUGCAAGAGCUCUGUGUGUCUGCUACACGCCCAGGGCCUCGGCUGCGCGGAGGGUGCGCGCUGCCGCUGCUUCCACGUGUCGCCGCAGUAUUUGCAGCAGUGCCGCGACACCACCGAAUCCCUGUGCUGCAGUCUGCACAACUGCUACUACUCGCAGGAGAUGCUGGGGUCGAACUGCGCUCCUCACCUGGUGGGCCGCCGCUUCGUGCUGAGCCUCGAUGACCCCUCGCGUUUCCCGCAGGAUGGCGGCAAGCCCCACCGCAUCGACCUCUCCCUUCUCAACUUCAGCCUCACUGUCGGUCUGGAGACGCUCCCGUAUGUGGACGGCGCCUACGUGAUCUCGUGGAAGAAGCGCGUGUGCCACCUGAACAUCGAUGGAAAGUGCAAAUGGACCAAGGACUGCGGCCACAUCCACAUGUGCCGCCAGCUCACGAAGGUACUACAGGACGCCGAGAGUCUGACCGUCAUUAAGGCGCUGCAGGCAAAGAACACGCCCAAGAAUGCCGCGGACCUGUACCGCGAUAUCAUCCUCAGCGAGACCACCUUGCGCUACGUCCGCUCCUCUUCUGUCUACCCGCUCGUGGCCUCACUCAUUGCCGCUGGGGACGUAGACUCGCUGAAGGCGCUCGCCAAGGCACAGUGCGCUCUCUUGCCGUCGCAAUAUGCCGCGGUCCGGCAACUUGGUGUCGAAACGAACAGCGGUGACGCCGUUUCUCGUGCUGCACCCAUCAGCCCCAAGCUCGUUGGCCUGUUGAUGCCAAAGCUCUACUAG